Molecule: messenger RNA, 204 nt
Organism: Suillus discolor
Lineage: Eukaryota; Fungi; Basidiomycota; Agaricomycetes; Boletales; Suillaceae
Product: high mobility group box domain-containing protein
Exons: 1
Biological process (GO): regulation of transcription by RNA polymerase II
Cellular component (GO): nucleus
Molecular function (GO): RNA polymerase II cis-regulatory region sequence-specific DNA binding; DNA-binding transcription factor activity, RNA polymerase II-specific
Source: RefSeq, a predicted model, not a curated record
CGCCCACCGAACGCAUUCAUGCUCUACCGUUCACACAUGCUCAAGAGCCGGGGAAAUGCUGACCCUGAGAAGCGUCAGCAGAAUCUCAGCCGCAUCGCAGGGCAGCUUUGGAGAGCUAUGAGCAAAGAAGACAGAGCUGUGUGGCAUAAGAAGGCAGCGGAAGUCCAAGCUGCACACUGUGCGAAAUAUCCUGGCUACAAAUUC